AACAAACUAGCCAAUUGAGCCAUGCUUGGCUUUCUUGUAUGCGUUGUCUUUAGUGCUCUCUUUUAUUGACAAGAGGACACUAAAAGAUAACCUCUACUCAUCCUUCAAAAUUGCCCUUAGUGCUAUCCUUUUUUUCUCUCUUUUUUUUUCACUUUUCUCACUGUAGUAACACAGUAAAAAUGCAUUAGACUUGGCUUGUAAAAAGGUGAAACUUACAUUACCCCAAAAAUAUAAACAGAUUACUACAAUAAGACUAGGAAACCUUCAACACAAUACCUUGUUGCAACAAAAACAAUCCCAGCUGUGUGUGACUGUGAGCCUAGCAGCACACCAUUUUUUUCCCCCACACUCCUUCCACCAACAGUGUAAAAAACAAGAUGCCCAAGUGCCCAACUCCUCCAGCCUCCAGCUCUAAAGUCCCCUCCUCUGCCAGACCAAAAAAUAACCUAACACAUGGGUCCUCUUCCUCACUCUCGCUCUAAAUCAUUAGUGCCACCACAGUUGUGCAGUGUACUCCACAUUUCCUCCAUGGAUCCACCAAUGAGAUGCCUCCCGCCACCGGCGCCUUUACACAAAGCUUACUACUUGCACCAAAGCGCAUCUCGCACACCGCCUUUCUUUUUAUUUUAACCCAAGCCAAACUGGUUCUGGUGGUCUUGUGGAUUUUAGCCACCACCACCACUGCACGGUCGUUGGCCUCUCCCUUGCUACUAUAAGGGGAAGCCAGCCAUUGCAGCCUCGCCUGCGCGCGCCAGCCAUCACUGUGGAGUGAGAGCUCAGCUAGCUCAGCACCGCCGGCUCAUGGCGAUGCCAACCAAGAUCGCCGUCGUUCUACUACACUGACAUGUGAAGCCUCCUAGUCCUAGAUAGUUGAGAGAGGCUUUUCUUCUGUUCCGGCGACGGUGGGGAUGGGCCUCGCCGGCGGCAUUGUCCGGCGAGUCUUCUCCAAGAGCCCCUGCUCGUCGGCCGGCGGUGGCGGCCGUGGUUGCCACAAUGAGAGGGGCUCUGCUGAUCACAAGAGGAGAUGGAGCUCUCUCCGGCUCUACCUCUGCGGCGACGAGAUCAGCGCGGCCGCCGAGGACGAGAACGACGACGACGAUGAUGGGACGGUCUCCGUCAAGAGCUUCGAGACCUGCGCAAUGCCGCAGGAACCGCAGGCGGCGGCGCUGACGGUUGCUCGACCGGCGAAUGGCGUGGAUGGCGUCGCCGACGCCGGCGGCCACCCUGAAGAACAUGGGAGCAUGAGCAUCCCCAUCAAAGACAUCGCGCCUCCGACGGCGGCCGAGCCGGCCACCGACAGCCAAGUCGAAGCGGCGACGAUGAUCCAAUCCGUGUUCAGGGGAUUCAUGGCGAGGAGGCAGUUGCAGAAGCUCAAAUGCUCAGAAAACGGCUGCUGCACCACCGACGAGCCGAGGAGCCCUACUACGGCGUCCAUCGCGGCGUCGGUGGAGGUCCAGGUCGGCGAGUCGCUGAGCAACCUCCGCCUCAGCGACGACAGCGCCGCCGCCGCGGCGACGUCGGCGCAGCACCGGAGCAGCCAGCGGUCGCGGCCACAGGCGUUCAGAGUGAAGGAGGAGUGGGACGACAGCACGGUGAGCUCGAACGUGUCGAGGAUGCGGAUGCAGAGCAGGAUCGAGGCGACGACGCGGCGGGAGCGCGCGCUGGCCUACGCGUUCUCGCAGCAGCUGCGGAGCUGCGGCGGCGGCGGCGGCGGGACGACGAAGAAGCGGGCGGCGCGGUCGGACCAGGCGGAGUACAACGUGGGGUGGAGCUGGCUGGAGCGGUGGAUGGCGACGCGGCAGGCGUCGUCGGAGGCGUCGGCCGACGACUGCAUGAGCAAGAACGCGGCGGACGCUGGCUCGACGGCGGCGGCGGCCGGAGGGCGGCGGGUGAUCGUGGUGCGGCGGCGGCACGACCUCGGCGCCGGCGCCGGCGAGGAGAAGGAGAGCUGCGGGUCCAACGACGUGUCCGUCGUCAGCUUCGACGGCUCCAGCGGCAGCCUCAGCUGCUACAAGCCCGGCAGCAAGAGCCGCCUCAGGGGCGGCGGCCGGAGCCUGCCUCGCCGGAAGGUGGCUUCCUCCGACCACCGCCUCCACGCAAGAUCACACAAGGUGAGCAAGAAGGUGCACCGGCGAGAUCAGGAGCAGGAGAGGGAAGAAGCCGCGGCGGAGGCCUACGACGGCAACCAACCACCGACGGAUUACUGAGACAAAAGCUGACCGGGGAAGGAGCAGAUCGAUGAUGUACAUAUGCUUCUUCAAUUUGCGUGGAGCCUCCACCGAAUUGCUGUGCUGUGUUGUGUAAUCAAAUUGCUAUGAAAUUUGGCCCCUUUUUUUUCUUCUUUUGAUUGCUUUGUUUUAGUUGAUUAUCCAUCCAAAACGAGAAACCACCUCCUAAACCGAUGAAGUGAUUGGUGAUUGAGUGCGGAAGUCUGAAAGACUGACGAAUGUUUCGCUGCUGUUGCAUGUAUGUCGCGUUGUAAUCUACUCCAAGUUGUUAUUAGUGCUUAAAUAAUGUACGGAAUUGAUAUACAUCAUCCAAAACUUGAAAUUUUGGAUUA
Messenger RNA from Oryza sativa Japonica Group (Japanese rice), 2560 nucleotides. RefSeq names its product protein IQ-DOMAIN 33. Gene Ontology annotation, molecular function: protein binding. The record is from RefSeq and is a predicted model, not a curated record. NCBI's taxonomy places the organism in Eukaryota, Viridiplantae, Streptophyta, Magnoliopsida, Poales, Poaceae.